Brachypodium distachyon (stiff brome) is the source of this 816-nucleotide messenger RNA. Its product is annotated as zinc finger protein ZAT8. The coding region runs from base 174 to 620 and encodes 148 amino acids. The transcript has a single exon. NCBI's taxonomy places the organism in Eukaryota, Viridiplantae, Streptophyta, Magnoliopsida, Poales, Poaceae. The record is from RefSeq and is a predicted model, not a curated record.
GCCAUGCACACGCCGAACCCAAUCACAACAACUUGUUCCGGCUCCUCUUCCAGACUUGCAGUGCCCCGAGACCAUAUUUCUCGCAAUCUCGAGUCUCAUCUCUGCAGGUUAGCUAAUUCCUCUUCCGAUCCACCGAUCAGUACUGCUUAGCUUGCUCUCUCUGUCGUACGUCAAUGAAGCACAUGACGAGAGAUUUCCAGUCCGAGGUGGCUGCGGCGGUGCCGCUCUCCCUCUCGCUGUCCCUCGGCGCCAUGGCAGCCGAGCGCAAGAUCAAGAAGCUCCGACAUCGCACCGCCGGAGGCGCCGGCGAGUCUUUCGUGUGCAAGACUUGCAGCCGCGCCUUCGCGUCGUUCCAGGCGCUGGGCGGGCACCGGACAAGCCACCUCCGUGGGCGCCACGGCCUCGCGCUCAGCCUCUCCGGGUCGCCGCCGCCGCCGCCGCCCAGGAAGUCGACGGAGCAGAAGAACAGCAAGCCGAGCCAGCAGCAGCAGCACGAGUGCCACGUGUGCGGGGCCGGGUUCGAGAUGGGGCAGGCGCUCGGGGGACACAUGCGGCGCCACCGCGAGGAGGCCGCCGCGCAGGCGCAGGCGCCGCCCGUUCUGCUCCAGCUCUUCGUCUAGAUUGACUAGUUGACUACACUUUCAUUUGUUAGUUUCUGACGCGUGUGCACGUACGUACGUGCACACUUCCCUAGGUGGUGGUGUUGAUAGUUUGGUUCAUUCGUUCAUUUGGCCGUGUACAUAUACGUACAGUUUGGGACUUGUUCGUUCAUUUCACCAGAGAUAUAUAUACACAUUGGUUGGUUCGUUUUCUUUC